Messenger RNA from Rosa chinensis, 606 nucleotides. Its product is annotated as receptor-like protein 34. The record is from RefSeq and is a predicted model, not a curated record. The coding region runs from base 116 to 583 and encodes 155 amino acids. The transcript has a single exon. Lineage: Eukaryota; Viridiplantae; Streptophyta; Magnoliopsida; Rosales; Rosaceae. Gene Ontology annotation, molecular function: protein binding.
CCGAGGUCGUUGGCGAAUUGUCUGAUGCUUGAGACUUUGAUAAUGUCAAACAAUAACUUGAGUGAUGUCUUCCCCAUUUGGUUAGGGACUCUUCCGGAGUUUAAAACUUUUGGCAAUGCGGCAUAAUGGGUUCCAUGGAGUGAUAGGAAAGCCUAAAAACAAUCAACGAUUCCCAAAGUUGCGUCUAUUGGAUAUGUCGUAUAACAAUUUCACUGGCCAGUUUCUAGCUGAGUACAUCUUCACUGAGUAUGCCAUGAGACCAAAUGUAACGGUCAGCCAGACAACAUACAUAGACGCUGACAUCAGCUACGAAUCUGGUAAUGGUGACAUCACUCUGUCUUAUGCUUCCACUAUUACAAUAACUAGUAAAGGGGUGGACAGAUACUAUUCAAAGAUUCAAGAAGCCUUUGCAGUCAUUGAUAUCUCAAGCAACAAAUUUGAAGGGAAGAUUGAUGAAUGGAUUGGGAAUCUAAAAGGGCUUAUUUCACUCAAUAUUUCCAAUAAUCUUCUCACUGGUGGAAUCCCAUCAUUUUUAGGGAACUUUUUUUUUGACUUUGUCAAGGGGAAUCCAAAGGCUUCCUAGACCCAAGAUAAACCCCUUCGGCG